AUGGAAGCAUCAUCUUUACAAUCGAAAAACAUAUCAACAACACAAACUACAACGUCAAAUCUAACUACAUCUUCAACACGUUCGUCUUUACCAUCACAACAGAAGAUUAAAAACAAAACGAAGUUGGAUAUAACAUCAACAUCAUCAAAGUCAUAUUCGAAAGUACCAUUGGAUAGAUACUCAAUAAUACAAAAUCAAGUGUUAUUGUCUCUUAUUUUCAAGACAAAUUGUGAAGCUUGUAGAAAUCGUUGGAGUGGAAAUAUGAAUAUCAACAAGCGCGAAGGUUUAUUCCUGAUAUUAUCUUUUCAAUGUUCAAUAUGUCAAAACAUAAUCACCAUUGAAACAAGUCCGAAGAUUGUUGCAUCAGAUCGCCGAGACAUCAACGUAAGAUCAAAAAUAAGUGGUCAUUUGUGUGGUAUCAGACAUGCUGGAUUAGUGAAGUUGAUGGGUGCUCUGAAUUUACCGAGUCCCAUUCAAGAUGAAAGAUAUUCCAAAUGGAAUAGAAAUUUACUAAUUGUAGUAAAAUCAUUCACCGGAAGAUCAAUGAAGAAAGCAGUAGAGGAAACUGUAGCUGCUGAAAAUGGUACAGAAUUAAUGGUUAGUGGAGAUGGAUUCUGGCAGACUCGAGGUUUCCAAAGCAGACAUGGUGCGGCUGCUCUUUUAUCUUGUAACCCAACACCAAAAGUACUGGAUAUAGAAACAUGCAGUGCACUUUUUAUUAAAAAAUCCAAUCCUGCUAAAUAUGAAAAUAUUAUUAGAACGCAUCGAUGUGAAAAAAAUUAUGAAAAAAGUUCUGAUACAAUGGAAUCUGCUGCUAUUCUUACUAUGUUCAAACGAUCAGUUUCAAAAUAUGGAGUUUACUAUACUAAGUACGUUGGUGAUGGUGAUUCAAAAACCUUCCCAGUGCUUUCAAAAAUCGUACCUUAUCCAGGAAAAGAAAUUAAAAAAAUCGAAGACUUGAAUCAUUUUAGCAAAAGAAUGAAACGAGGAUUAGAAACAAUAAAACGUGAACACGGACGAAAAAAACUAUCUGAUGGUAAAACAAUUGGUGGUAAAAAUCGUCUAUCUGUUCAUAAUAUACUUCGAUUACAAAUGACAUUGGCCUCUAACAUUCGAAAGUUCAAGCAUGAUCUAGAUUUAUUAUUUAAAGGAUCUUGGGCAAUAUUUUGGCAUAAAUAUUCGACCAAUGAUGAUCCUCGUCAUGAUUAUUGCAGUAUCGAUUGCCUUACACGUGUGGUGGAUGAUUCAACUCAAAAUCCAAAUGAAGGUUUUCAUUCGCUUGUUUGGCUUAUGUCACUAAAACACAAGGCAUCAUCUGAGACAACUUUCGAAAUCGCAUGUUGUCUUGCAAUAAUAAUAUUUAACGAUGGAUAUUUUGCAUUAGGAGAUAUUUUCAAUGUCAUGUGUGGUUAUCGUGGUUAUUAUACUGAUCAAGCAAUGGUACGUUUUGAUAACAAUCGACUGCAUACGGAGUCAAAAGAAAACAACAGAAAAAGAAGAAAAGAAGCUGGCCAUGUUUUGAUUCAAAAUGACGAUGAAGAAGAGGACAAUGAUGCAGUGAUUGAUGGUGCUGAUCAAAUAGAUGAUGAUUAUAAUGAUACAAAUACUGUGACCGGAGCAGCACCUGAGAAUAAUGACACAACAACUGAUAGUAACGGACAUGUUACUGAUGAUAAUGACACAAUAUCAAGUAAUGAUGAGUCAUUAGAUGAUGAUUAUGUUGGAUACGGUGUAGAAUUUAAUGCAUGUACAGCUGGAGGACGUCUUUUAACUGCUGGUCUCUAUAUAUUAAGUUUAAUAUUAGUAGCAUCAUAUACUGCUAAUUUAGCAUCAGAUCUGACUAUACAGAAAUCGCAGUUUGUUGUAUCAGGAAUAGAUGAUAUUAAAAAUGGAAAAGUACCAAUCAAUCGUGUUGGUAUUUUCGCCGGUACAGCUACGGAAGACUAUAUUAAAACAGUGAUGUCUCCAGGAAGUCGAAAUUAUUAUUCAGUACACUCUUACCAAGAAUUAUGGGAUUCUUUAGAAGCUGGCAUAAUCGACGUUUUUUUGGUAGAUGAAGGAGUGGCUCAAUAUGGCAUCAAUAAUGUUUAUUGCGAUUUAACUAUAGUUGGCGAUAGUGUUGCUCCAAGUGCUUGGGGCAUUGUUACUCCUAAAGAAUGGCUAUAUGCAACAGAUUUAGAUAUUAGUGUAUUAUCACUUAGAGAAGCAGGGAAACUUGAUGAAUUGAAACAAAAAUGGUAUCAAGCACGAACUUGUACCGAUUCAACGCUACCAUCAACAUCCUUUGACAUCGAAGCAAUUACUGGAUUGCUUGUUAUUUUUGUAGUUAUUACUGUUGUAGCAUUAUUAUUAUUUUUAUGGACUGAAAGACGUAAUAUUAAAAAAUAUUUAUCACAAUUAAUACAUGAGCAAGACUCAUCAGUCGAAGAAAGAUACUCUGCAGCAAGAAAUUCAAACGAAAAUUAUGAACAUGAACAAAAUCAUCAAACAAUGUCGCAAGAUACUUCAUACUUUUAA
Rotaria sp. Silwood1 is the source of this 2517-nucleotide messenger RNA. NCBI's taxonomy places the organism in Eukaryota, Metazoa, Rotifera, Eurotatoria, Philodinida, Philodinidae. The record is from the annotation of a GenBank genome assembly.